UUUUUUUUUUUGAAAGGCGAAAUAAAAACGAAAGGGCAACCAAGACACAACAAGCAAACCAAACGACGCUGUGCGGUGACGUUAUUUCAGACUGAAUUGCCAAAGCAUGCUGACAGCUUGAGAAGGAGGGCCCUGAGAGCCGGCAAGCAGCCCGUCCCGGCGCUGUGACCUCAUCAUGGAUAGCAAGUCCCCCAUGGUGGUCCUCCGGCAGGACGGGGGCACCCCAGCGACCCCUUCCCCGGCCGCCCCGCCCGCCUUCUUCGUCAUCCUGAAGCCUGGGCAGCCCGGAGACAAGAACAAAGAACAGCAGGGCAUCCUGGUGUCCAACCAGGACCUCAGCGCGGCUGCCGCUGCGGCCGUCCCCAAGCUCCCCCCAUCCCUCAUCGCCAUCGCCCCCGCCCCCGCGAUCGCUCCAGCACCUGCGCCCAAGCCCCUCCCUGUCCUCAAGCCUCUCAAGGCACCCCCAGCCCCCGUCACCCCCAUCAAGCCCAAGAGCUCGGAGGGGAACCUGCCGGCCGAGUGCGUCCACAAGAGCGGGGUGCGGGUGACCCUGGACAACAACAACAUGUGGAACGAGUUCUACCGCUGCCACACGGAGAUGAUCCUCACCAAGCAGGGCCGCCGCAUGUUCCCUUACUGCCGCUUCCGCCUCUCCGGGCUGGAGCCCUUCCUGCGCUACAUCCUGGUCAUGGACAUCACGCCCGUGGACAGCAGCCGCUACAAGUGGAACGGGCGCCACUGGGAGGCGAACGGCAAGGCGGAGCCCCACGUGCUGGGCAGGGUGUUCAUCCACCCCGAGUCCCCUUCCUCCGGCCAUUACUGGAUGCAGCAGCCGGUCUCCUUCUACAAGCUGAAGCUGACCAACAACACGCUGGACCAGGAGGGCCACGUGAUCCUGCAUUCCAUGCACCGCUACCUGCCACGGCUGCACGUGGUGCCCGCCGACAAGGCCACCGAGGUGAUCCAGCUCAACGGGCCCGAGGUCAUGACCUUCUCCUUCACACAGAACGAGUUCUUCGCUGUCACCGCCUACCAGAACCUGCGCAUCACCCAGCUAAAGAUCGACUACAACCCCUUCGCCAAGGGCUUCCGCGAGGAUGGCCAGUGCUACCGGCCCGCCAGGGCCAAGGUGGAAGGGUUGGACUCCAAGCCUCUGUCUCUGGGAGGAGAGGGCAGGGCGGGAGGGAAGCCCGUGCAGACCUCCCUCAAGGCUCUGUUUGGCCACGCAGAGUCCUUCGACGAGGUGAUGGACCAGGAGCUCUUCAGCAACGAGGGCUUCGAUAUCAACAUCCUGCACAGACAGAUCACCCCGGCCAAACUCAGCAUGGCUGCUUCUGCCGCUGUUAUCCUGGCUGUCGCUCUGAACUGGAAGACGACCCCCAGCGUGGCCCCCGCUGUGCAGCCGAAGGAGGAGGAGGGGCUGCUGGUGGUGAAGACAGAGCUUCCCAGUGACGACGAGUUGAAUGCUGCGGGAGAGCAUGUGGGGCGCGUCAUCGUGAAAGAGGAGGAGGAGGAGGAGGAGGACACUGACCCCAUCAAACCACACCCGGACAGUCCACUCGGCGUGGCUAAAGCCAAGCUGCUAAAACUGAAGCCCUGCAGCAACAAGACUGCACUGCAGGAAAACGACACUCCACUACCAGCAGGCAGUGACUGCCCUCCAGACAUCCCGAGCGACUCCCCCGAAAAAGAGUCCCAGACGAAGCCAGCAGCCAGACGGCUUCACCGACCCUCCCCUCAAAACAUGCUACACAAGCUGUCCCUCUCCCUACAGAGAGCCCGGAGCAAGCAGAGACCCAUCGCCCCGAGACCCCCUCCCGACCCGGCCCCUGUGUUUGCACUCCCGUCGGGGCUCCCCGUGAGCAGCAAGGCAGCGGCGGCGCCAAGCCCCCUGCCCUCCUUGAAGAAGCGGCGCCAGCGCAAGGUGCGGUUCGGCAAGACAGGCAAGGCAUCUCGCAAGACUGCCAUGGCCCUGGGCCCCGCCGACACCAGCAUGCAGCCUGACCUGGAGGAUGUGGAGGGGGUCCUGUUCGUCUCCUUCGCGCGCAAGGAUGUGCUGGAUCUUCACCUCGGGGACCAGCCUCAAAGGGGAGAGCCCCAGCCUCCCCCAGAGACCACGCGGCCUCCGGAGACGGAAGAGGCUCCUGAGAGUGUCCCGGAGCAGAUCUCCCGGCUGGAGAGGAAGCUGCUGGUUGAUCUGAGGAGACUCCGACACAGACAAGUGAUCCACCCCGUCCUGCAGGAAGUUGGGAUGAAGCUGAACUCGGUUGACCGCCGGAUGGACAUUGACCUGAAGUACCUGGGGGUGAGACUGCCCCUGCCCCCUCCGGUGACGUGCCCUGGAGGAGAGGGGGGGUCUGCUUCCCAAAACACCUCACCAGAUGUGGUCGUCCCCUUUGUUUCCCGAACUGGGAAAACGAACGACUUCACCAAAAUCAAAGGCUGGAGAGAGAAGUUCAGUGUGAAAUCAGAGGCUGCCCCUUCCAAACCUGAGGGUGGCGCAGUGCCCUCGGAGAGCGCCCUGAAGAACCGCUCUGCGUUCUGCAGCGACGCGCUGGACGAGUAUCUGGAGGCCGAGGGCAAGCUGAUCGACCAGCGAGCCGCCAGCUUCUCCCCCAGCGCAGCCUGCGCACCUGUCGCCUACCAGCUCCCCACCAAGAGCACCAGCUACGUGCGCACCCUGGACAGCGUGCUGAAGAAGCAGGCUCCCCCCUACACAGCACCCCGCCCCAGCCCAGCCAGCAAACCCACCCCCGCCACCCCCAGGAAACACAAACAGGCCCCAAAACACAAGACCCCCAGCACAGCCGGCAAAACCAAGCCCGGCAAACCAGCGCUCCCCGUUCCUCGUCCUGUUCACCCUGCCGCCAGGCACAAGCCCUCACCCAAGCCUGCAGCCAAGUCCAAACCGCUCCCCCUUUCCUCCCUGCUGAUCACCCCUCCUCCUCCACCUCCCCUGCCCCCCUCCCUGGGUGAGGUCUACCAGCUGGGUGCGCUGCCGGACAGCGUGCCGCUGAAGCAGGAUGGUUUGGGGCGCGGGCCCGGCUCCUCAAACAGCCGUGCGCAGGGCCUGUCCAAGAACAUGCUGAAACUCAUGGACCUGGAGGACGGGGCGCUGUGGGAGGGCAGACCGCGCACCUUCAUUACUGAGGAGAGGGCAGAGGUGGCUCUGAGCUCCCUGCUCACCGCACAGGGCACCCUGAAGGGAAAGCCUCUGGGUAAGAUGGUCACGCGCCGGGCGCCCCCCUGCCUCAAUGAUUUCUGCAGGCUGGGCUGUGUGUGCUCCAGCCUGUUCCAGGAGCGCCGCCUCCCCACUCACUGCUGCAAGCCCGGCUGCAUGUUCGGCUGCACUUGCCUGAAGCGCAAGGUGCUGCUGGUGAAGGCAGCCGAGCCCAAGCGCAAGAAGCAGCGCAAGGCAGAGGAGCGGGCUGACCUCAUCUUCUACAGCGCGCUGGGAGAGGGGGAGGGGGGAGAGGAGCCGGUCCGCAGCAAGCACAAGAAGAAGAGGAAGAGGAGGAGGAGGAGGAUUGAGUACACUAUCUCUGAGCCUGAGGCAGAGUCACAGCCAGCAGCCCCCCGCGUGUUGAAGCUGUGGACCCCCGUGGCUGGCGAGAUCGACCCCGAGCCCAUCUUCAUCCCCACCCCCUCCGCUUGCGUGCCCCCCCACUCCCCGCCUCGCUCCCCCCAUUCUGGCAAGGGCAGCGGCAAGGGAUACACCUGCAGGCCCAGCUCAGCGAUCCGGGAUGAGGACAAGGGCCCGGUGUACCUGUACUUCGAGAGUAUGAUGACCUGUGCGAGGGUGCGAGGGUUUGACCGUGCACACAAGGAGAACACACCCUGCGGAUUAAAGACUGAGAGGGAGGAGGAUCCAAACCACAUGUUUUUGUCUGCACGACAGGGCAAGAGUGUGAAGGAGUGCCGGCAGCAGCAGGGAGGUGGAGGGUCCUCGGAGGAGCCCACCAAGCUGAUCGAGAUCGUCGCGGAGUGCGACUGGGAGCAUAGCCGCAGCAAGAUCCUCAACGCACUGUCCCGCCGCGUCAACCAGGGAGACCUGGCCCAGCCCUUCAGCACUGAGGGCUUCCUCGUGGAGCUGGAGUCCCAGAGCAAGAGGAGGGAGGGGGGCAAGCUGGUCAUCGCAUCCAGGGUGCGCGUCUCCCAGCCCGGCCCCCGAGAGGAGGAGGAGGAGGAGGAGGAGGAAGAGAGGGAGUGGGGCAGGGUGCCCAGGGAGAAGGAGGUGUUCAUGAUGUCGAGCAGCGAGGGUCUGGAGACAGUGAGCAGGAAGAAGGCUGGCGUGAAGGGGCUGCCGUUCUACACAGGGGUCUCUCCUGCGGGACUCCUCACCGCCAACAAGAAGCACAGCGGCUCCUCCACACAGGAUCUCGUCAAGGUCAACGGCAAAUCGUAUCCUCAAGCCAAGCUCUUGCUCGGCCAGAUGGGGGCGCUGCACCCAGCCAACCGGCUGGCAGCCUACAUUACGGGCCGGCUGCGCCCCACUUCGCUCGAACUGUCCCAUGUGACCUCCACCCUCAGCAAGAAAGCCAGAUCCGGGAAGGAGCCGCAGCCGGCAAGCAAGGAGGCGGACAAGAGAGCGUCUAGGGGCGGCCAGGCCUCCUCCCCUGUCACGCCCCCCAGAGCUGAGGCAUCCGCGGCCCCCAGCAUCAGCACCACAGCCCCCAGCAUCGGCACCGCGGACCCCAGCAUCAGCACGGGCAGCGCUCUGACCGUCGGCAAGUUGGGGAUGGCCACUCUGGUAACCAAGCCCUCUGUGGGGAAUGUCUUCACCCAGUUCGUGGUGAACAAGACGGGUUCCCUGCAGCAAAGCCCGCCGGGGCUGAGCCCCCCACACCCGCAGACAGUCCCGUCGGUGGUGAUGAGACCGGCGCUGCCGGCUCGGGGGAGCGAUCAGGGCGCCGAGGUCCCGCCGACCGUGUCCAGUAGCAGCACUCCCAGCAGCUCAGACGAGGGUCCUCGGCUGGCCUCCGCCCCUGCCGCUGUGGCCCCUGGGAUAGCCCUGCCGGACCGGCGGCCUGGAACCCGCUUACUCCUGAUCCCCAUGCCCUCUGCCCCGCCGGUGCGGCCCCCGCAGACCCCUCUGGGGCCACAGUUCCCUCCCGGACAGAGGAUGGUCCUGCAGCCCAUCCGCACCCCCUCGGGGGCCAACCUGUUCCGCCACCCCAACGGGCAGAUCAUCCAGCUGGUGCCCCUGAACCAGCUCCGUGCCAGCCUGCAGCCCAACAUGCAGCAUGUGGUGCUACGCAACCAAGGGUCGGUGAUUCGGUUACCUGCCCCUCCACAGCCAGCAGCAGCAACAGAUCCCAGCACUGCCUUGGUCGUAUCCCCAGUCCGCAGCUCCUCCGUCGUCUCCCCAGCAUCGGGCCCCAAGGUGAUCACCACCUCCCCCACGCAGAAGCCUGUCCCUGCCCCCAGCUUCGUGAGCCAGCCUGGGACCCUCACCUUCAGGAUCUCCCCCCCGGUGGGAGCAGGCAUGACACUGACCUCUGCCAACCUGCUGCCAGCACAGACAGGCAGCUUUGCCUUGCUGCAGGUCCCCAAACCUGCCCCUGUUCCUGUUCCUGCCCCCCUCCUUACCCCUCUUACCCCCAAAACCCCCAGCUCAGUCCUGCCAGCUGCCACGGAGACAGAGAAACCAGGAAACGACAAUCCGGUGGAGGGAGAUAGUGGGAUGACUGAGGAGGAGGCGGCUUUAGGAGGAAACGAGGAGAAUGCAGAUAAAGGAGAGGAUGACCAGGGGCAGGAGCCCAAACUGACAUCCUCCCCCUCCCCUCCCGAGCCUGUGCAAGAGCAGACGGACAGCCCAGACUCUGAGUCGGAGACCUCCUUCCAGGCCGCUGCUGUGUCCAGCGACCACUCCUACACCAACGGCCUGGAACGGCAGAGAGAGUCAAAGGGGCAAAGCAGUGAGUCGGACCGGUCCUGCCUCGCUGAGCGGACUGGGGGCUCUGCUGAGCUAGAGGACCCGAGCCCCCUGCCUCUCGCUCCCUCUGCUGCCUCUCCCCCAACCCCCACUCCAAAACCACUCAGGACUCUGAUGGACCUCAAAUCCUCUCCUGUCCUCAUUCUGGGUGGCAGCUCCAAGUCUUUAGUGCCACCCGUGGCAGCCGCCAAGCCUCCUGUAGAGGUGGGACUGGACUCUGGCUCUGGUUCUAGAGGUGGUCUGGAUCCAGGGAGCGGUGGUGGUGCUGGUGGCUCUGGACCAGGCAGGCCCAACGAGUCCCGAGCUGACCCCAGCAGAGAGGCUCUGAACCUGGGGCUGGAGGAUGGAGAGGUAGAGGAGGAGGAGAAGGAGGAGGAAGAGGAUGAUAAGACAGACGACUCUGAGGACGAGUUUGAGGGACAGGACAGCGAGGAGGACAGCGAGGGAGAUGAGAUGCAGGUUAUGGACAGCGAAGCCUCUGACUCGAGUGAGGAGGAGGAGGAUGACGAAGAAGCCAUUGAUAUCGAGACGGUGGAGGAGCUGUCUGAGAAGAUCAGCAUCGCCCAGCUCAAAGCCAGCGCAGUGCAGACGAGACUCGCCAAAGAGUGCAGCCUCUUCCAGCCUAAGAUUGUCACCAAACACAGCAUGAAACGCGGGCGGCGCGUGGAGGAGGAGGAGGAGGAGCUGGUUGAGGUGGAGACCUGCUCCCGGCUCAACCACACCGCCAACGAGCGCAGGCGACGCAGCGAGAUGAGAGAGCUCUUCGACAAGAUGAAGAAAGUGCUGGGGCUGCACCGCCUGCCCAAGGCAUCCAAAUACUACAUCCUGAAGCAGGCACACAAUGAGAUCCAGGCUCUGGAGGAUCAAGCUGAUCGGCUCCAGGGGCAGAAGAACCUGCUGUCCCGCCGGAGAGCCGUGCUGGUGAAGAAGAUCGCGCAGACGUCCGGGAAGACGGAGGAGCUCAUCCUGAAGAAGCUGGAGUACAUCUCGGCCAAGCAGAAGGCGGUGGAGAUGCAGAGGAAGAAGCUGGGGAAAAGCGUGGCUGCAGGGGCCGCCCCGAGGGAGCCCCCCAGACCCCUGGCCCACGUUGAGCCCCCCGAGCCCCCCCUGAGUCUGGACAGCUCUCAUGCAGGAAGACCCCUCAUCCUGUCCCGGAAGAGAGCUCCGCACAGCAGAACUGCCGGUGUAUUGGGCUCCUCCUCAGUGUUGUCCACAGGCAGUCUCGUGGUCACUCCUGAGGGUCGUCUUGUCUCUCUGAAGCCCCCCCUGCAGACCGGCCCCCCCAUGGUGGCAGCAGAGAUCACCUCUCUCCCAGGAGUGGCGUCUGUGAUGAUCCAGCUGCCGGGUCUCACACUCCCAAUCCAAGUGAAGAACUGCAUCCCCCACCCAGUGACUGGAGCUCAGACCAGCUCACAGAGAGGAGCGCAGGCCGGAGCACAGACCGGAGCACAGAGCGAAGCGCAGGGCGGAGCACAGGUCGGAGCACAGAGCGAAGCGCAGGCCGGAGCGCAGGCCGGAGCACAGAGCGAAGCGCAGGCCGGAGCGCAGGCCGGAGCACAGAGCGAAGCGCAGGGCGGAGCGCAGGCCGGAGCACAGAGCGAAGCGCAGGCCGGAGCACAGAGCGAAGCGCAGGCCGGAGCACAGAGCGAAGCGCAGGCCAGAGCACAGAGCGAAGCGCAGGCCGGAGCACAGACCAGCGUGCAGGCCGGAGCACAGAGAGGAGCGCAGACGGGCACAGCAGCAGAGCCUGAGGAAUUCAUCAUGCCCAGGAUUGUGAAUGUCACCUCACUAGCCGUCUCAGACACAGAGAAGCAAGGAGCCCCUCCCCGACACCUGGACUCCAGCCUUGAGGGCCAGCCAGGGCCCCCGGAAGAGCCAGCAGGGGGGAAAGAGAGAGAAGCCCCCAGUUCGUCUGGUAUCCCAGUUCCUGAGGGCCCAGCAGAGCAGGGCAGUGGCCCCCUGGACAAAAGCAGGAGCUGCCUGGAAGAGGACAGGGAAAGAGGGAAGGGAGUGGCAGGAGAGGAGCCUGCUUCCCCUGGUCCUACAGCAGAGGGAGAGGAAGAGACCAGGGAAAGAGAUCAGAAGGAUGGAGGGGACCCUGCUGGGGAUCCAGGUUCGAGUCAGGAGGAGGAGGAUGAAGACCCUGAGGAUGACCGGCUGACCUCCCUCCUGAACGAAAUCGUCUUUCUGAACCAGCAGCACGGCAGCGACACGCAGACGCAGUUCACACAGUGCAGGGAGAGGGAGGAUAACGGCUCUGCAGGGGGGGUUGCCCACGCUGUCAGCCCCCUCUUCCUGCAGCUGGCUGAUGAGCUGCUGGACCCUCCCUGCACCGAGAGCAUCGAUUCGGACAGACAGCAGGGGGCGCCAGGAGAGGGCGACUUUGUCAAAAUAGUGUUGGGCUCAGAAUUCGUGGACUCCGUCUCUGGAGCCAGCAGCAGCAUAGGGGUGACUAACGGGACCGGCCAGCAGGGUGGCGGACUGACCCCUCCACCCUUGCUGCAGCACAUGAGACUGGGCAGCAGCACCUCCCCCUCCGCCCACCCUGCCUCCACCCAGCACACUCCCACGGACAGUGAGGACUGGAGACCCAUGCCCAAGCUAGCUCCCCUCGGACUGAAAUCAGGGCUCAAUCAGAACCCCCCCGUCUCCUCCCCACUCCACCUCAACACUCUACACUAAAGCCAUGCCCCUGCUGGCCCCUGCCUCUCCCAGGGAAGGGCAGAGCAGCAGGAGCGCCCCCUUACUCAGUCAAGCAGAGAACAAUAAGAAUUACAAUAAUCAGGGAGUGUACUUGUAUAGAUGACUUGUUAAUAUGUACUUAUUUAUAGUCUUUUUGUCCAGAAUAACUGCCGGACGUGCCUUUUUGAAAUAGCAAAGGCUUUGGUUUCCUUUCUUUUUUUUUUGCCUGGGGUAAGAGAAGGGGCAGGUUGCGUUGGGGAAGGUGGGGUUGUUUUAAAAUGCUGCACCCAUGUAUAGGGUUUAGUGGUUAUUGCUGGGGGCAUGUUUGAAAUGAAAGCAAUGUCUCAGAACAGCAGCCAGCAUUGUGCCGCCGCGUAUGUUUUGAAACAGCAGCGUACUUCCACAGAGGAGUCUGUUUGGGGGCGGGGCAGCCCCUCUGAGCAUGCUCCCAGGCAUGCACCCGGGUCAUUCCCAGCAGUACUCUGGGCAAAGAGGUCAGGAGAUAACAGCCCACCACAGCAUCUUCAUUUGAGAAGUUUGGGAAGAGCGACACAUUGGUUGCUUUAAGAGUAUUGAGUGGAGUUCUCUUUCCUAGGCCUGUCUGCAGUCUUCACAGUUCAUGCUGCAGUAGUAAACAGAGUCCCCAUUCUCCUGCUCCUAGUGCUGGAAUAUUUAAAGCAGUUUCUCUUUCACCCCAAAACAAAUGCAGUCAGUUCUGAGCAGUUAGCUCUGUGUUGUUGUGGGACUUCUACUGAAUUGAUUGAAGUGAUUCAUAAUGAAAAGUAAUGCUGGUGAUGAUGGCUGAUCAGAGUUUAUAUAUGCAGGCUGUCAUUUUGUAUAGCUGUUUCUCAUGUGUAUAUUUUGAAUGAGAGGCUUGUCAAUGUGUAUCUGUCUCUGCAUCAAUAGUGCUGAAUUUAGAAAUGCAAAAAAAUAAAAACUCAGUGAGACGUUUCAACUAGAUUUUUUUUUUGGUUAAUCAGUACAUCCUGGUAAUUCCCUGCUAGUGUGUACAAACAUACUGUCUUUGUGUUGUAGGAAGAAAUGUAAAUGCCUCCGUUCUUUCUUUAUUUUUUGUAAUAAAUGAGGCUGCACUUUUGAAAGACACGGCAGUUUUGCUGUUCGUGCCUGUUUUUCUGAGCAGAGACGAAGACACUAUUUUUUUAAAGAUAUCUAUUGCUUCCACACUGUGAUCUCCUUUCUGUAGAGGACGACAGGAGACGUUGGCCUUCAAAUAAAAUAAAUACAAAGCCGUUCUUGACGUGUGUGUGUGUGGUGUGGGGGUAAUGUUCUGUCAAGUUGUUCAGGAAUUCAUCUUUGUUUUGAAUCACGUUUUAGGUUGAAAUAAUUACACGUGUGCAAGAAUUUGCCAUUGGCACCACAACUGGGAAAUGACAAACUCCCCAAAAUGUCACCACUGAGAUUGUGUUCCUUUAUUGUCAUCCGUAACUAGAAAACGCUUCACGGUGCUGGAUUCAGAAAUACGAAAGGAAACGGAUUAAACGGUUUUCAGUUUUUCACAACGUCUUCAUCGUCUUGUUUGUUAACAGUGUGUUCAUGUGGAAUUGACCUGUUCUAGCAUUAAUUAUAGCAGUGGUGUCCACCUCCAGUGCUGACAUUUCUACCUGCCCCCUGCGGAGAUGCACCCUCCCUGGAGUGCGCUCAGCUGGCCAGUGACCUGUGAACGAGUCCCGCUGAUAUUUCAGUUGAUUGCCUUGAAGUGAUGAUCGGGAUGAGCUCUGUCUCUUGCGGCUCGACUGUGCGUCACAGACACGGUGCAGGGUGUUGGGAUAUAAGGGGACUCUGGUUCUGGAAUCAGUGCUUCUGGGGACCCAAGAACACACAGAACCGCUCUGCACCGACUGCAUGCUCAAGGUCCUCUGCUCCACACCUUCACCCUCCUCUCAGAUCUCCAUCUCUGACACCAGGCUGCAGUCCUCUGCUUAGACCACAGGUAUCCAAGACUGGCCCUUCCACUCCUGGUCUUUGUUUCAGCCCUGUUCUAAAUGGUUUAAUUGAACCAGUUACCUCCAUCCAGACCCCAAGGUAGUUAAUUAUCUCAUUGUACCUGUUGAACCAGGAGUGGAAUUGCGCUCUGUGACCGUGAUUAGACACCCCUGCCUCGGA
Polyodon spathula (Mississippi paddlefish) is the source of this 10741-nucleotide messenger RNA. Its product is annotated as MAX gene-associated protein-like. Lineage: Eukaryota; Metazoa; Chordata; Actinopteri; Acipenseriformes; Polyodontidae. The record is from RefSeq and is a predicted model, not a curated record. Bases 176 to 8617 code for a protein of 2813 amino acids. The transcript is spliced from 26 exons. Gene Ontology annotation, cellular component: nucleus. Gene Ontology annotation, biological process: cell fate specification; positive regulation of DNA-templated transcription; regulation of transcription by RNA polymerase II. Gene Ontology annotation, molecular function: DNA-binding transcription factor activity, RNA polymerase II-specific; RNA polymerase II cis-regulatory region sequence-specific DNA binding; protein dimerization activity.